AUGUUGCGAUGUCGCUGCUGCCGCUCCGCACUGCACGGUAGUCACUUGAGAAAUGAUCUUGCCGCUAGAAGGGUCUCCGAGGAAGAGCAGGAGGUAAGAGCCGGAGCAAUCAACCACCACCACCAGCAGCGCACCACACGCACACACGACAUCAGCAGCGACUUGACCUCGACCUGCCUGGCAGCCAUCCGUGCUCCCUGGUUCCCACUCCCCUCGAGGAAAGAGAGCCGUGCCCCAUGCGUGCCGUCCUCACUUAAGCCAAAGAGCCAAUCUCGUCGAGGCAAUGCCAUUGUUGCACAUGGUGUGGCCUCUUCCCUUUUGGCGCACAGUCACACAGACCUCAUUUCCUCUUCGGCGCGACAUUGCGUUACACUUACGGGCACGGAGCACCAUCAUCAGCAGCAGAAGCAGCAGCAACCACCACCACCAACGGAACGGCAGCAUAGCACCACCCAGGCAAGCGGCAAACAGCCGGUGCUGCGAGAUGGGCGGUCGGUUGGCUGGUGCAUGUGCAUCGUGAGAAAGUGUACUGGAGACAUUCCCACAAGUAUUGGGAUUGUGCCGCACUUCUGCUGCCGGUUGCCCGGUUCCUCGGCCUCGGUCAGCUGUGACACUUGUUUGGCGCAUUUUGCGAGAUUGGGUAUUCGGAUUGGGCCAUUGACGAAAUCCACCUGCCCGAGGGUGAGUUCCAGUUCAAAUUCAAGACUAGGGGUCGCUGCAAUCGCAGCCAUGAAAUCGAGAAGUUAACAAACAGUGCAGCAAGACACCGGCGACAUUUGCUGACAUCUGAUGGCACUGAUUUCGUACAUUUCGUUUCCAGUUUUCUUCGUGGGGGAGGUUUCUGAGAUCAUCA
This is a messenger RNA of Drosophila sechellia, 853 nucleotides long. RefSeq lists its product as uncharacterized. NCBI's taxonomy places the organism in Eukaryota, Metazoa, Arthropoda, Insecta, Diptera, Drosophilidae. The record is from RefSeq and is a predicted model, not a curated record.